AUUAAAAAAUCUUUUGUUCAAUUAACAACAAGUGUGAAGUGUGGUGUGCCGAUCGCUGAAAAGGAUAAGCCCAACUUUGGAUUACAUUACCGAAUCACAUAACACAACAUGAAGAACUUUGCCCUUUGCCUGUCCGCUGCUGCUUUGCUCUGCCUGGUGAAUGCAGCACCAAAGCCCCAGGGUGGUGAGCCCAUUGCGAUUAUUAGCCAAGAAUCCAAUAUCGAGCCGGAUGGUGCCUACAAUUAUGCCUACGAGACGGCUAAUGGAAUCAAGGCUGAGGAAACUGGAACCGUCAAGAAGGCCACAUCGCCGGACUCCACGGAUGUAAUCAUUGUCAAGGGCUCCGUGUCCUACACCUCACCCGAGGGCGAGCUGAUCACUCUCAACUAUGCGGCCGAUGAUGAGAAUGGUUUCCAGCCACAGGGCGCACAUUUGCCCACUCCUCCUCCAAUCCCGCCAGCGAUCCAAAAGGCGCUCGACUAUCUGCUCAGCCUGCCCCCAGCUCAGCGUCGUCGUUAAGAUGAAGAUGGAGUUUAUUUAGUGAAAAAUUGACCUGGCUAGCGUUACUCUGAUACUCUACACCCAAUGAAGCAAUUUGCUGCUAACCCGUAUAUUAUCAAUCAAUACCUUAAAGCGAACACCAACAUCGAGCAGCUGACUGAAGAACACAACCUGCACACACACACAUACUCACACAGCCACACACAUAUAUACUCAAUUACCCAAAUAUGUUAUAUAUUUUUGUUUUGAUUUUUAAACUUUUUCUCCCUACCUUAUCCGAUUUCUGCAAUUCUUUUUCGUCUUCAAACUUAUACUGUGCUUAAGAUCUUUUAGUCGCCGGAACUUUGCCAUUUUCGGACUCAUGUGAUAUCAUCGAUUUACUAAUGAAAUCAAGAAGAAAAUGUAAAAAAAAAAAAAUAUAACGUGAACGAUCAAGAACGAUCCAAUUAUUGUGCACAGCAAUUCUUGUGUAAAUAGUCUAUAUAACUAUAAUCUUUUGCAUGUAUGUUAAUACGAGUAUAAGCGAUAUGGAUGACGAAGAUAUACUUACUUAUACAGAUACUUGUGCAUAUAUAUAUGCAUGUAUAUAUAUGAAUUGUUGGUUUUUUGUACAUGUCAAAUGAUGUAAGCAUACUUAUAUGAGACGAAACUCAAAUAUCUUUAGCCUUAGCUGCAAAUAAAGAAUUAAAGAUUCUUUGAAAAAACAACAAAA
Molecule: messenger RNA, 1213 nt
Organism: Drosophila mojavensis
Lineage: Eukaryota; Metazoa; Arthropoda; Insecta; Diptera; Drosophilidae
Gene: Cpr49Ae
Product: endocuticle structural glycoprotein ABD-4
Exons: 3
Coding region: 109-519 (136 amino acids)
Cellular component (GO): chitin-based extracellular matrix
Molecular function (GO): structural constituent of chitin-based larval cuticle
Source: RefSeq, a predicted model, not a curated record